Caenorhabditis auriculariae is the source of this 12408-nucleotide messenger RNA. Lineage: Eukaryota; Metazoa; Nematoda; Chromadorea; Rhabditida; Rhabditidae. The record is from the annotation of a GenBank genome assembly.
AUCGCUGCUGGGAUAAAACCGAAGAAAAAAGAGAAAAAGCCGCUUGUCACGAUAAUCGACGAAGAACCGCCGCCGUCUCUCGAAGCUGUCGAACUUGAUUAUUGUAAUAAAAUGGAAAAAAAGUUAUGAGAAUGUAAGAAAAAUGUUCAGACAACGCCGAUAUCCACGUGAAAAGCGCCGAGAAAAAAGUCUGGCUCGUCGAACCGUACACCAGCGACGGACUGGCCCUCAUGUGGGGCGGGGUCCGGACCAAUUUCGGUGUUCAACUACCGUUUGUGUCCGUUUUUUAGAGAUUUGUCUCAAAAAUGGUCCGGAAAAUGUCUCAAAAAUGGUCUGGAAAAUGUCUCAAAAAUGGUCUGGAAAUGCUCAAAAAUGGUCUGGAAAAGCUCAAAAAUGGUCCGGAAAUGCUCAAAAAGGGUAAAAUUGUCCAGUGAAAGUGCGCUCCAAGGAUAAAUUGACGAUUUUCCUCGAGUUUCCUUUCAAAUAACGUUGAAAAUUAGGUCCUAUGGCGAAGGGAGAAAGAUAAUUUUCAUAAAAGAGAGCGCUUCAAGGCAAAAAUUACGGUUUAUCCCAAUUUUUAGGCUGAUUCUCCUUUGGAAAAAAUAAUGAGCUUUAAAAACUUAGCCGCUGGAAAAAUAGCCGCUAUGAUCACGGAAAAUAGAUUUUUCAAGUGCUAAAUCGACUGUUUUUGCGAUUUUUCGAAUUAAAAAAAAAUGAGCCUUGAAAACUUAGCCGCUAUUCUCAGUUUUUCUUGACUUUUUUAGACAAUUUUCCUUCAGUCUCUAAAAAUCAACUGGAGAUAGAAAGUUGAGCUUCCGAGAGAUUUUCUGGUACGGAAUUUCUUACUAAACCUUGAAAAAAUCAUCUCGAGAUGGUCGGCAAUGAAAAAAUUGCUUAAAAUGCGGAAAAUUCAGCCAGAAAAGCGUCUCUUUUCUGUUCUGAAGCAUUGAUAAUUUGAACAGUUUCCAUUUCAAGAUUGUUCCGUCUUUAUUCCAUCAGUUUUCUGUUUCAUAGCAUUCCGAGUUUGAUCUCAAAAAUUUCAGGAAUGAAGGUCCUGAAGCGAAAACGAAGAUCGGCUUCCAAGUCAGGGUAAACUAGAAAAAUAGAUAUAAAAAAAGUACAAUUUUUCCAGAUCGACUCCUAUCAGUCGGUGUUGCACUUGCCCACAGAGUUUACGGAUGAAGGCGACGCCCGAGUUGGAUUUUCACUCGAUUCGGCUCCUCUUGUGGUUAGUUUACAAGAGUUUUCAGCUUAAAAAAGAGGAAAAAAUUGAUUUUUCUGAAAAAAUAGGUUAAAAAUGCUUGCGUGCGAGAAAAAGGAGGCUUUUCCGAAGAAAAAAUGGCCAAAAUUGCUUGAAAAUGACAGAAAAAUCGGUCAAAAAUUCUUUAAAAUAGAAAACUAUAGAGUUGAACUGUUUUUUUAGAUUUUUUUAGUGAUCAAAUUUGAUCCAGAAGAUAGAUAAAUGAUGAAAAAAACAAAUAAAUUUCGUUUUCUGGUUUUUUUAAAUAGAAUUUUUCGGAAAGAAAAAGCAUUAUUUUUAAAAUGUAGAAAAAAAUCUGUCAUGUUAAAAAUAUUGAUGAGAUUCUGCGCUCCAUGGCGAAUUUCUUGAGAGGAAAUUUUAUUCAGACGACAGAAAUAAUGAUGAAAAAUAAAAGAAUUCGUUUUUUGGUUUUUUGGAAGGAAUUUUCGGAAAGAAAAGCGUUAUUUUAAAGGUGAAAAAAAUUCGUCAAUUCAAAGAAAAACAAGGAGAUUCUGCGCUCCAUGGCGAAUUUUUUUAGGAGGAAAUUUUUAUCCAGAAGACAGAAAAAAAUGAUGAAAAAUUCGUUUUUCUGGUUAUUUGAUGGAAUUUUUCGGAAAGAAAAGCAUUAUUUGAAAGGUAUAUGUCAUGUUUAAAAACUUGAGGAGAUUCUGCGCUCCAUGGUGAAUUUUUCGGAAAAAAAUCAGAAUCUGCAUUAUUUUUUUGGAUUAGGAAGUCAAGAAAUAUUGUGAAAUAAAUUUUUUUAGGAACUUGUAGUUUUUUUCUUUAGAAAAAUGUCACUCAAAAUCGAUUUUUGAAUUUUUGUGAGAAUAAUUGCUUUUUUUGCCUUACGGAUGUUUCAUGGGAAAAAGAGAAAGUUUUUAGAAAAUCAAUCGAGAAAUUUCAGUUUUCAUAUCGGAUUAAAGGCCUCCAAAAUAUAAAGUUUUUUUGUCUAAAAAAAGAGGAAAAUAAAAAAAUAAAGUGAAAAAAAUCAAGAUUUUUUUCUUCAGCUCGGCGAAUACGCGGGAUCUUGGGGCGUGUCGGCAAGCGGAAAAAAGGCUCAUAAUAACGUUUUUGUCAAUUUCGACCUCACCUUCGACAUUGGCGACAUUAUAACUACGAUAAUCGUUCGUAGAAUCAAAAAUUGAGCCAGAAAAGUGGAAAUUUAGGACCUGAAAGAGGGCCGGAUAACGUAUCUGAAGAACAACGAACCCGUCGGGACCGCCUUUUCCGAAAUAAAUCUCGAAAAAGAGGCGAUCAUCUAUCCCCACGUCUGUGUGAAGAACUGCAAUCUCCACGUGAACCUGGGCGAUUCCCCGGAAAACGAGGAACUCGGCUGGAAUGUGUUCGUUUUGAGAAAUCAUUUCAGAGAGAAAAAAAAAGAAUAAAAAACGGUAGAAAAUAGACAAGUUUUUGGCUAGGAAAUUGAAAAAUAAGGAAAAAAAAAGAAGCGUGAUAGGGAAAAGUUGAGGUAUUUCGAAUAACUGGGAAAAGUUUUCAGUGGCCACUAUAGUAAUCAAAUUAGAGGCCACUUAAGGGGUUUAAAAUUAGUGGCCACUAUAGAGGUCUAAUAGCUACUUAUAGGCCACUAAAAAACUUUUCCCAAAAAACUCAAGUUUUGAAAAAUAAAAGCUCCUCUGAAAAAUUUUAGUGGCCACUAUAGAGGCACGCCAAGGACUACUUGCAGAGGAAACUAAAGUGGCCACUAAAUAGAGAACCUCUAUAGUGGCCACUAUUUUCCGUUUUAGUGGCCACUGUAGAGGUUCUCUAUUUAGUGGCCACUUCAGUAGUUUUUCAUUCAGUAUCCCUUCCAUUAACUCCGAUAAUUUUGAAACAAACAGAUUGGACCAGUUAUGUUGAUCCCAUUGACCCCUAAAGUGGCCACUAAAGUUUUUAGUGGUCUGGUAGAUGCCAAGAAAACAAGAAAUCUUGAAAAAAACAUCUAAUUCUAAGAUUUUUUUUUAGUUAUCAAUUUUCACGUCAAAUAAUGACUUUGAAGGAAUUUCACUUCAAAAAAAAAACUUUUUUCUCAAAAAAGAAUAUCGAAGAAAUUUUGAAAUGUGUUGAAACCAGUAGGAAAGGCUGAAAAUUGAAGGAACGCUCGGUUUUUUUUUUGGGAUUUUGAGCUUCUAGGCAGGAAAGUUUUCACGACGAAUUUUCGCAUUUUCAUUUUCUCAACAUACUUAGGAACUCUGGAACACUUUACCAACCCCUAUAGGGGCCACUAAAGCUUGCAAAAGUGGUCCCUAUAGGGGUUCUAGUUAGUAAGCCCUAUAGGGGGUAUGCUAGUCGAUAAUUGUUAUAAACUCUGAGCGAAGAAGCAUUUCCAUGGAAAAAAUCAAAUAAAUAAGCGAGACCUCUAUAGGGGCCUCUUGAGCUUUAGGGACUAUGGGGUCAGACCCUAAACCCCUAUAGGAACCACUCUGGAAUUCCUAAGUACGCAUAAAGAUUAUCACUUUUUAAUUUCAGUUCCGUAAAAAAGAUAAACGAAAAAAAUUCAAAUUUUGAAAAUUUCUAGACCCGAAGAUCGUGAUUGGAUGUUUUUGACGGAGGUUUCACGGGAAAAGUUGGUCCGGACUCGGAUACCACCCGAGAGCAAAUCCGCCUGCACCGUCUUGAUGAUGGUUUCGUCGUGAAAAUGAGAAAAAGUCAAGAAAAAAAAAAUCCAGGUCGGCCUCCCGGGUGUCGGCAAAACGACGUGGGUCCGGCGCUACUUGGCCGAUCAUCCCCACGAAUUUUGGGACGUGAUCAACGCCGACAAAGUGAUGGACGCGAUGAGGGUUGGUUUGGAAUGAGGAAAAUGAGAGAAUUAUUGUUUUUUUGAAAAAAAGAAAAGUCUCUAAAAACAGAUUUUUUUGAACGUUUUUUUACUGAGAAGAACGUCUUAGAACUGAAAAAAAUGAGGAAAAUAUGAAUUUCACACCCCUUAAAAUAGGAUUUUUGCACUUUUUCCAGUGAAAGAAAGGUUUUAAAAAAAAAUGAAAAAUCUAAAUUUUCGAUUCUAGUUUAUUCAAUUGAGAGUUCGAUAAAAAAUUGCUCAAAAAUAUAAAAAAAGAACCUUGAAAAACAGCAUUUUAACAUUUUCUAUUAGAAUCAUACAUGGGAUAGUCUCUCGGUGGGACUUGGCAACAAAUAAAACGAGAAAAUGGAAAAUGGGGGAAGGGGGGUCGGGAAAAACCGUAAACAAAAAGGUUUCAGGACGACGCUAGCCCAAUCUUAUAAAAAAAUCUGAAAUUAGUUUUGUAAAGUUCAAAUUAUUGGCAAAAACGUUUUUCGAGCAUUUUGAGGGGGAGGGGGGCUUAGCAUUUGGCGGACAGGCGUAUGGGGGAACUUGGCGUUAGGUAAAUGAGGGGAGAGGGGGUCAUGUUCAUCCCAUGUAUGAUUGAUUGAAUAAACAUUUUUUUAAAUAUUGAAAAAAAUUUUACUUCUUUAAGUUCGGAAUUUUCCAAUAACGUCAGCUCCUCCCCCUUCUGCUUGAAAAGAAACUUAGAAAUCAAAAAAAAUAGUCAUGAAAAAUCCGAAAUUUUAACCAUUUGAAAAGAAGUAGAAGCUCGCUCUGCAUAGUUUUUCUGAAAAAAAUCAAGUUUUAUCUUUCAAUUCUGUAACUUUUCGAUUCCUUUGAACACUAUUUUUGUAGCUUUCGUCAAUAUUUUUUAUUUCAAAAAAACUUUUUACAAAUUUCUUCAUUUUUUUCAAAAAGUUAUUCCCAGUUUUUUUAACAGUCCUGAAGGCUUUUUUAUCAUCAUCUUGUGAUUUUUCGUCAUGAUAUUUUAUACCUAUGAUUUUCUGUAGGUCAAUGGAGUGGCCAGAAAUCGAAUUCCAACCUUGAAACGACUCGAUUUCCUCCGCGGAAUGAUCGGAAAAUCGAUGGCUAGGUAAUGAAAUUGAAAAUGUUCCCAAUAAAUCCAUGAAAAUGAUCAGAUUGGUCCAAUUGGCCCCAAGGAGACGGAAAAAUUAUCUCCUCGACAUGACCAACUGCAUUUUGGAGAAGAGGAAGAGAAAAUUGAUGGCUUUUGAAGAGUUCAAUCGAAAGGUUUUGAAGAGAAAAAUGAAGGAAAUUGGGAUAAAUUGCAUCUUCAGUGCGUGGUUUUUGUACCUGAUGACGAUGUUCAUCGACAGAGGUUAAGGCAACAAGAACAGGAGGAGAAUGAGAAGUUGGACACGGACGCCCUGAUGCAACACAAAGGUGAGUAGAAGAUGGGAAGGGGACCAAAAGUCGGAAAAAAUUUGAAAAAAUGCUGAAGAUAUUCGAAUUUCUAUAGGUUUUCCUAGGCUUUUUGAAAGUUCAGAUCUCUCGAUUUCGGCUUUUUCUGAUAAAUUAUCGAUUUUUUAGCUUUUUGGUAUCAAAAAAGGUUAUUUAAGGUAACAUAAAGGUGAGUAGAAGAUGGAAAAGGGAAAAAAAUUUUGAAAAUUCUGGAAAAAGUUGGAAGUCUUGAAGUGUUUUCUGGCUUUUCGAGGGUUCGCAGCUCUAAAUCUUAUCAUUCGUAACAAAUUUUUGACUUUUUUAACAUUACGUUCCAAAAAAAGGUGACUUGACACAACACAAAGGUAAAAAAGAAAAUAGAAAUGUGAAAAAAUUUAGGAGAAAUCCUGAAAAAAACAGAAAUUUUUAUAGGUUUUCAUAGAUUUUUCAAAGUUUAUGGUUGUAAUACUUGAUUUCUUGGACGAAAACUUGAUUUUUUCAAAGCUUCUAGUGUUGAAAAAAGGUUGGUUUAUGCAACAUAAAGGUGGCUAGAAGAUGAAAAAGGGGGAAAAGUCAAGAAAAUCCUGUUUUUUUUGGGAAAGUCCUGAAAAUUCUGUCAAUUUUUCUCUUUUGUCUGAAAAAAGUUCACUUUUCCAGCCGCGAUGUCGAUCCCGACCCAGGAGACGGAUCCUUGCGAAGAAGUUCUUUUUAUCGACCCUCCUCCGCCUUACGAGUACCUGGCCUACGAACGGGUUCAACGGUAAUUAUCAUGUCAAAUUUAAAUCAACUUUCUAGACAAAGCCCUUGUUUUUGGCCGAUUUAAAAAAUGCUUUAUUCCUCAGUCAUUCUCCUUAUUCUGAGGGACAUGAAAAGAAAGGGUUUCAGUUUUUUAGGUCGAUUUAUUCCUCUCAAAUAGAAAAUAAUGAUUGGCGUUUGGAGUCAGCUUGAAUUUUUCAAGAUUUGAAGUUUUGAAAAAAUGUUCAGCUGGCAGUUUAUCCAUAAAAUUCUUCAGAAUGAACACGGAAUGCCGGGCCUGGCUGAUGGACGGCAAUCGGAGACGCGGCGGGAUGUACAGCACCAUGGGGCUGGGUCUGCCGCCGUUCCAACCGCCCCAACAUACGAACUUCAAUAACGCUUCGGUCCUACUCCCUAACACUGGGAUGAACGUCACGACGACCGUUUUUCCGGCUGGAGCGCCUCCUGGUAAGUUCCCCGGCACGGAUUGGGUGAUUUUCGGGCUUCUCGCGAAUUUCCUGUCAGGUCGACUUGAGUAGACCGCUCAGAAAACACUAUAGGGGUCACUGAAAUUUUAGCCCCUGUAGGGACUUCUAAGCUUUGCCUAGAGGGAGCACCAAAGCGUUAGGGUUUCAAUAAACCCCUCAGAAAACACUAUAGGGGUCACUGAAAUUUUAGCCCCUCUAGAAAUCCCUAAGCUCUGCCUAGACGAAGCACUAAAUCUUUAGGGCUUCAGUAGACCCCUCGGAAACCACUAUAGGGAUCACUAAAAUUUGGAUCCGUCUAGGGACCCCUUAGCUCUGCCUAGAGGGAGCACCAAAGCGUUAGGGCUUCAAUAAACCCCUCAGAAUGUCCUAUAGUGAUCACUAAAGUGUUGACCCCUCUAGGGACCCCUAAGCUCUGCCUAGAGGGAGCACUAAAUCGUUAGGGCUUCAGGAGGCCGCUCAGAAAGCACUAUAGGGAAAUUUGGCCCCUACAGGGACCUUAAUAUCGCCCCUAUAGGGGUCCUUAAAGCAACAAAACCCUAUAGGGGCUCCUAAGCUCAGUUUUCGCGUGUCUGCGUCUCUCUGUUCCCUCACCGGCGAGGUCAGAGAAGCAUGAAAAGAGCGAGAGAGACGAGGAGGGCGCAGAGAAAAUAGAGUUUUCCGGAAUACUCUUAAAGUCAAACUUCAGCUAAAAAUCGAAAAAAUGGAGAGUUUAGGCGAGAAAAAAGCCGAGGAGAACUUCCUGAUGUCCAUCAAGGAAGCCUCGAAAGAAACCUUCGCCGCGGAGAAAUCGCGAAAUCGCUCCGGAACGAACACGAUGUCGCCGACGAUAUCGCCAAUCGUUGCCGCGCUGCCGAUCACGAAAGUCAUGCCGGCCGGAUCGUUCAACACGAUUUCGUUGGGAAGUGCGGGCAGUUCGACGGAGCAGGUACUGGAAAAAAGCUCAUAAAUAUCUGAAAAUUCAUCAAAAAUCGUCUAAAUUUAAUUUUGAAAACUAUUUUUCAUAUUUCUCAUUGGAGCGCAUUUUCUAGCUUGGAGAAUGAUUUAAAUCGUCUAAAUUUAAUUUUUGAAAAACUUUUUUUCAUAUUUUUUUCAUUGGAGCGCACUUUCCAGCUUGGAUAAUGAUCGAAAUCGUCUAAAUUUAAUUUGAAAGACUAUUUUUUUCAUAUUUCUCAUUGGAGCGCAUUUUUCUAGCUUGGAGAAUGAUUUAAAUCGUCUAAAUUUAAUUUUUGAAAACUUUUUCAUAUUUUUCAUUGGAGCGCACUUUCCAGCUUGGAUAAUGAUCGAAAUCGUCUAAAUUUAAUUUGAAAGACUAUUUUUUUCAUAUUUCUCAUUGGAGCGCAUUUUUCUAGCUUGGAGAAUGAUUGAAAUUGUCUAAAUUUAAUUUGGAUGACUAUUUUUCAUAUUUCUCAUUGGAGCGUACUUUCCAGCAUGGAUAAUGAUUGAAAAUCCUUUUUUUUUAAACCGAUUUUGGCCAAUUUUCUUAAGUGCCCACUAUAGAGGCAGGGUGAAUAAAUCUUUCAGACCUUUUUAAACUUUCCUAAAAUUCUUCGUUUCGCUCGAAUUUUCAGAAUUUUUCGUCAGAGAUUGAUGUAAUUUUUGAUUUUAGUAUCUCAUUUUCCCAGGAAAAGAUCUAAAAUUGGUUCAUUUUUGUUGGUUUUGAUGAGCAUUUUUGAAUUUUUGGGCCUCUUAGGACGUUUCAAGGAUUAAGACUUUGAUAUACUAAAAAAAGAUCCUGAAAGAAAUUUUUAAAUGGAGUUUCGGCCUCUUUUUUUGAAAACGAGAAAGUUUUGAGGCCUCAAAUCUUGGUUCUCAAAAAUAAGGUCCGAAAUGAGUUUUUCAGUUUUUUUUUUGACAGAUUUUUAGAAAUUCUGUGAUUUUUCGGGACCUUUCUCGUGGUGGAGCUUACCUUUUUUUUUCUGGGGCUAAAAAUUCGGAAAAGUGUACGAUUUUCAAGCCUAACUAUUUUCCAGCCCUCAUCAAGUCGAUCCUCCAUCGACUUCAAGCAAACUCCCGACACCCGGGUCCCAGCUCUCGGCGUGACCAUCCCGAAAACGACGACUUCUUCCGCCACGCCGUCGCCUCUGACGCCAAGAACCGCCGCCGGGCAGUUGGUCAUCAAUACGAGGGUCCCGCCGCCCGUCCUGCCCUCCCCGGUUGUGUCACAAGUUUGUCCCGAUCCCGGAACUGUAUAUGAUCAUUUUCAAUUAAAGCAGCCGAUUUCCUCGUUCUCGCCUGCCCCGACAGUCGUUCCGCAAUACAAUGCGUCCCAGCCGCCCCCCAAUUUCCCGCAGAUCAAUGUUCCGCCGGUUGGUUUUGUGAUGAAAUACGAAAAAUGGCAAAAAUCGACCAAAUAGUCUUAUUAGAACUUAUUUUCGUGAUCUACAGUAGGAAGCAAACUGAAGUAGAAAAAAAAAAUCAAACUUUCACUGCAUUACGUCCCCAUACACUUUUGAGGCUUCCCGGAUGUUUUUAAAUCUAAAGUGACCACUUAAGAGGCGCUAAAACCACUUGAGUGAUCACUGAACCAGUCAUUUUGACAGUAGGACAGUAUGACGCACAAAAAAAUAGAUUAAAGUAGAAAAAAGAUCAAAUUUUCCCUACAAUACGUGACCAUACACCUUUGAGGCUUGCCGGACUUUUUUAGCUCUGAAGUGACCACUUAAGAGGCGCUCAUACCACUUGAAUGAUCACUUGAUCAGUCAGUUUGACACUAUCAAGAAAAAAAGAUAUAAAUUAGCAAAAUCCAUCUUUUCUUUCGAGUUUCUCUCUAUACACUUUUGAAGCUUGCCGGUCUUUUUUCUGGCUCUUACGGGAGCACUUGAGAGGCGCUGAGACCCCUUGAGUGAUCACUAAACCAGUCACUUAGACCUACCUAACUAGAAAAAAAGAUAAAAAUUAGAAAAAAUUCAUAUUGCCCCUCAAUUUUUUCUCCAUUCACUCUGGAAGCUUGCCUGACUUUUUUCUGGCUCUUAAGGGAGCACUUAAAACCCCUUAAGUGAUCACUCAGUCAGUUCUAACAACAAAAAAAAAGAUGAAAAGUAGCAAAAAGGUCAAAUUUUCACUCGAUUUCUUUCCCAUGCUUGCCAGAUGGUCCUGGCUCUCUAAAGUGAUCACUUAAGAGGCCCUCAUACCACUUGAGUGCUCAUUUAACAAGUAGUUUGACAGUAGGAUGCACUUAACAAUUGGAUAAAAAAAGAAAAAAGUUCAUAUUCCCAUCAAUUUUCUCUCCAUACGCUAUGGAAGCUUGCCGGUCUUUUUUCUGGCUCUUAAGGGAGCACUUGAGAGACGCUGAGACCCCUUGAGUGAUCACUAAAUCAGUCAGUUUGACAGUAUCUAACAAAAAAAAAGAUAAACAGUAGCAAAAAAUCCAUAUUUCCCUUAAGUAUACACUGUGGAAGCUUGCCGGUCUUUUUUUUAGCUCUUAAGGGAGCACUUAAGAAGCGAUAACGCCCCUUGAGUGAUCAGCUGAUCAGUCAUUUUGACAGUAUGGCAGUAUGAUGCGCGAAAAAAUUUUAAUGGUCUAUGACCUUACGAAGACUUAAAAAGGCUUGCCUUCAAUUUCAAAAAAUCAAAAUAAAAGCUUUCAGCCGGGUUAUCCACCGCAAGUGCGCCCCAACGCCUACGGCGUCCCCAUCCAGACGAUCCACUCGCCGGGCACGCCCGUCAUGCAAAUGCAACAGCAGCCCAACUUCGUGGUUCAUCAACAACACUUCCAACAGCCGACCAAUGUUCCGCUGUCGCCAUUGGUCAUCGGCCAGCCGAGGACCGCCUACCCCGGGAUGCCCUAUGUGCAGCCCCAGCAGCCGUCGCCCAUGACGCCCGUGCCGGUAGCUUUUUGAGAGAUGUAUUAGAACUCGGACCUCGGUAGGGAAAAGCGGACGUGCUCCGGACGUUUCUGAGCCGUUCUAAGAAUCACUUAAGAGUUUUGACGCUACAGAGAAGCCUUGGGAAAAUUUUUAGUGUCCACUCUAGGGCUUUGAACUUUCAGUGGCCACUUAAGUGUCUAAAAAUUAGUAGCCUCUUCAGAAGUCUAAUGGUUGCUAAUAGACCACGGAAACUACUAUAGUGACCACUUGAACGUAAAAUAUUGGCUUCUAUAAAAGUGGUUUUAGUGGCCACUCUAGUGUCCUCUUCAAGUAUUCCUUGAGGAAUCCCUCCAGUGGCCGCUAGUGAUUUUCCCAGUUGAUCAGUCUUUCGAAGUGACCCUUUUAGGGUUUUGACGUUUUACCACUUUAGUUGUCGAAAUAGUGACCACUUAAAUGGCUGAAAAUUAGUGGCCUUAUCAGAAGUCUAACUAGUAAGAGACACUACUAGACCCCGAAAACUGCUAUAGUGACCACUUGAACGUAAAAUAUUGGCUUCUAUAGAGGUGGUUUUAGUGGCCACUUUAGGGCCCUUUCCAAGUAGUCCUUGAAGGACCACUCAAGUGGUCACUACAGGUUUUCCCGGUAACUUUUUUUUCUGAAGUGUAGAUGACGUCUUAUAGAUGAUUCACGGCUGGGUUGAGCCAUAGGAAAAAGGGUCCUGACACGACAAAAAAAGAGAAACAGGCCACGCCCCUUAGCGCCUCAAGCGAGUCGUGAAUCGACUAUGAAAAGAAGAAAAAAUUCAACCAAAACCAGCCGUUUUGAACCAGAAUAAGAAUUGCUCAUAAUUGCUCAUAAUUGCUUCCAGAACAUGAACGUCAUGCGACCCGGUCAGUGGGACUCGACGACGCCGCCGCCGCCCGGAGUAGCCAUGCCGACGGCCCCGUACAUGAUCCAGCAGCAGCCUCAGCAAAUGCCGCCACAAAUGCCCCAGCAGAUGCCUCCGCCCAAUCAAAACCCUUGGGGAUACAUGAAGUAAGGGUUUUAGGAAGGGAACUGAGUUCGAAAAAAUAAUAUAUAGUUACUUUAUUUGAUGGUUUUGUAAAUUUUGAAGACUUGGAGAGUUCCUUGAGGUUAUAUUAAGUAAUAGAGUUAUUUUUUUAAAAUAUUUACACAAUUCGACAUCAAUCGUUGAGAUAUUUUUCAAAAGAAUGCUUGGGCAUAUAAGAAGCAAGGGAUGGAGUAUUAAACCAAGAUUGGAUAAUAAAAAAAGACGAUUACUAAUCUUUCAGCAGAUUCCGUAAGGUUUUACAUCAAUAAAUUUUCGUGAAGAUUUUUCUUGAAAAACUUCUUGAUUGUCAAAAAUGUGUUGUAGCUGAAUGAACUAAUAACCAAAAAUGAAAGUUUUUCAUUAAAAAAAUAAAAAAACCUAAGUUUACUGUUCAUUUUUCCCCAAAAUUUGAAUAUGGGUUUUUAUAUUCAGCCAAAAUUUUCUUCUAAACGUGUAAUUUGCAAAUUUAGGCUCGAUUCCGCAAAAAUCUCACUUUUUGAUAUUUUUCCUUUUUGGAAACUCUGAAAUUUAAAGGCGCAGCGAUAAGUUUAAAAAUCGUCCUGACGCGAAAAUACCCAAAUAAAAUUGCGGAUUCUUUCUGAGUCUUCAAUAGACUCACCCAGUUAGUUAGAAAGAAUUGAAUAAAUUAUUCAGCCAAAAUUCUCUUCUAAACGCGUAAUUUGCAAAUUUAGACUUUCCGCAAAAAAAUCUCACUUUUUGAUUUUUGGAAAACUCUGAAAUUUAAAGGCGCAGCGAUAAGUUUUAAAAAAUCGUCCUGACGCGAAAGUAAUCGAAUAAAAAUUGAAUUAAAAAAAUUUUUAAAUUAAAAUAAUAAACUCAAUUUUUUUAAAAGCUGAUCAACUUUUAUUCACUUCUAUUUUUCCAGCCACCCGCCUCCUCGAUUUUGA